AUGUGUCAUGGUACACUUAUUUUUUGCAUGUCUCUCACGUCUCUUGGUACCCUUUUAUUUUCUCGCAUCUCUCUCACGUGUCAUGAUCUUGGUACCCUUUUAUUUUCUCGCAUCUCUCUAACGUCUCUUGGUACCCUCUUGUUUUUUCACAUCUCUCUCUCAUAUUCCUUGUCUCUCUUCUGUCAAUUUUAUCUUUCUUUCUUUUGCUGUUUAUUUGUUAGUUUUUUUCCAUUUUCCUCAUAUUUUCUAUUGAAUCCACUCCUGCUUUUUUUUUCUCAAACAUUCAAAAUUCAUUUACUUUCUUUUUUUUAUCUUUUCUUUUUCUAUCAAUUCUUCCUUCCUCCACACAACACUUUCUAUCUUUUCUUCCUUCACCUCCUACUUACUUUGUAUUCUUCUCCCUUCGCUAUCUUUUUCCAUUUCUCCUCUUUAUUCCUAGUACUUCUUUCUCUCUCUUUUUUCUCCCUUUUUCUUUUCACUAUGUUUUCCUUUCUUCUCUCUCUUUCUAGUAUCUUUUUUCUCCCUUUCUCUCUCUAUCAUUUUUCUCUCCCUUUCUCUCUCUAUCAUUUUUCUCUCCCUUUCUCUAUCAUUUUUCUCUCCCUUUCUCUCUCUAUCAUUUUUCUCUCCCUUUCUCUCUCUAUCAUUUUUCUCUCCCUUUCUCUAUCAUUUUUCUCUCCCUUUCUCUCUCUAUCAUUUUUCUCUCCUUCUCCUCUUUCUUAUUUAUUUAUUUCCCCUGCUUCACUUAUUCCUUCAUUUGUCUUAACUUUCUUCCCGCUCAAAGAAUUUCUAUUUACCCUUCUCUCUCUCUCAAAUGAUGUGUCCAUCCUUCUCUCUCUCUCUCAAAUGAUGUGUCCACCUUUCUCUCUCUCAAAUGAUGUGUCCACCUUUCUCUCUCUCUCUCUCUCAAAUGAUGUGUCCACCUUUCUCUCUCUCUCUCUCUCUCUAAUGAUGUGUUCACCCUUCUCUCUCUAA
Acanthosepion pharaonis is the source of this 972-nucleotide messenger RNA. Lineage: Eukaryota; Metazoa; Mollusca; Cephalopoda; Sepiida; Sepiidae. The record is from the annotation of a GenBank genome assembly.